AUGCCGCCGAGCAAAGAAACGGCACAGCACGAGUGUGUCUCCGAAGACGCGCUGCAACACCUGCGCACGUACAAAUAUUCGAGCGUGGAUAAAUCCUUCAUCUCCCGCUACGUCCUCAAGCACUACGUAUGA
This is a messenger RNA of Plenodomus lingam JN3, 132 nucleotides long. Lineage: Eukaryota; Fungi; Ascomycota; Dothideomycetes; Pleosporales; Leptosphaeriaceae. The record is from RefSeq and is a predicted model, not a curated record.